AACGCAUACCACUGAGUAUUCCGGAACAAAAUUCGCCACAUACAUCAAAUCUUCCCCAUGUGCCAUAUAUUUACAUUUGACCAUUGACCACCGCAAUUACUUGACUAGAAUUUCCACACUAUCAAAUCAGCGGUUUUUCUUUGUUUUUAUUGUAAGAACAUUCUAGGACCACUAUGGAAACGAACACUUCGUCGCCGUUGUCGACGCUACCUGAAUCAGGUGCAAUGACUGCUACCGCAAACCCAGUAUCGCCGUCGCUAGUCAAUUUGUACAGAAUCACCAAAGUUCUCGAGCGUUUGGCCACACACUUUGUACCUGGCAACCGUAGCGAUGCUUUCGAAUUUUUUAACUUAUGUCUCUCCCUCUCCAGAGGGAUUGAUUAUGCACUUGCAAACGGGGAAGUUCCGCUGAAAGCUAAUGAAUUACCUAUUUUGAUGAAACAGGUUUAUGGCAUUUACUUUUCCUUUUCGACACAGAUGUAUCAAAGAAAGACCGAUGAUCAUUCACAAGCAGCUGUGAUGGUUUUGAUGAUCUCUGUGAAGAAUGCCUGUGAAAUUGGAUGGUUCCGGGAGAAUGAUUCCAAAGAACUUUUAAAUAUUGCUGACAAGAUAGGAAAAACCUACUGCACGCUGGGAAAUGCAAUUGCCGAACCUAAUUCUUGCCAUCCUGCAGUGUUAACUAUAAUGCAAAGGUACUAUCCUAAUAUGGAAUUGGGUCCAAUAAUCGUGUCAAUUGAAGCCAAGCCUGGUUAUGGAGCUUCUGCUGUUGACUUCCAUAUCACAAAGAAUAAUGUUCAUUCAGAUAAAAAAAUUUGGUUAUUGGUGGCCCAAAUUGAUAACAUUGAGAAGUCUGCAUGCCUCAUCAGCCCUCAGCAAGUGAACAUUCUCCUGAAUGGAAAAGGAAUUCAUACAAGGACCAACUUUCGAAUGGAUCCUGGACCACAGAUGCCCACCUGUGUGACUGGUAUCCUUAAAUUUGGGACAAAUCUUCUUCAAGCUGUGGGUCAGUUCGAUGGGCAUUAUAUUAUACUUGUUGCCUAUAUGAGUGUUGGAUCCUUGCCUGCGCAUCCAGUUCUUCCACCAGAUUAUGUUCAGCCUGCUGUAUCUGUUGAUGCAGAUUCAGAUAUUAUCGAGGGAGAAUCAAAAAUCUCUCUUAAUUGUCCAAUAAGCCGUACGCGUAUCAAGACUCCUGUUAAAGGGCAUUCAUGCAAACAUUUUCAGUGCUUUGACUUUGACAACUUCAUUAAAAUAAAUUUUAAGAGGCCAUCCUGGCGCUGCCCCCAUUGCACUCGGCCUGUCUGCUAUACAGAUAUUCGUCUUGACAGAAACAUGAUUGAGGUCCUGGAAAAAGUUGGUGAGAACAUUGUGGAAGUGACUUUUGAAGCUGAUGGAUCGUGGAAGGUAGGCUCAGAAAAUGAUCAUGACGUGAAUAAGAUACAGAAUAAGGCCUACGAUUGUGAAAUGGAACAGACUGAACAACAAGAAUCUACUUGCCCCCCUGAUACUGUUUCCAAUAUUGUGGACCUCACCAACAAUGAUAAUGAUUUGGACAUAAUGUGCACUUAUGAAACUGCAGAUAGAAAGCCUUUUCAGGCUUCUGCUCCUACUGGCGUUCAAAUAGAGGAGGACUUUUGGGCUGGUCUUUAUAUUGCCAACGGUGGGUCUGGUACCCCUACAGCUGUUGUUGAGAUUCCUGAACUGGCUGAUGCUGUUUCUCCUGUAUUUAAUCAAGAAGCAGAGGGUCAUGACAAUGUUCCUGCCAUGCAUAACCAGUUUUUAGGACAGAGUAAUUUGACGCUGAUGAAUUAUAUGAAUUCAAACGAGUAUGGGAGGUCAUCCUCGGCAGCGAGACUUAUUCAUAGGACUCCUACAGCUAUUCAGGCCCUCCCAGUCCAAUCUCAGACAUUAGGACCACAGCAAAAUCCAGCAACUAAUUUGGAUUCCUUGAUAACCAGCAAUCCGUCUGCUGCUCCUCAUGUUUCUUUGUCCAACCCUGCCUCUGCAGAUCCUUACAAUGCCAUUCUGAGUGAUGCAGAAAGACAGCAACUUUUUUCUCGAUCCGCAUUGAAUGUGCCUCCUGUCUUAGCAGCAACACAGAACCGAGUUCCAACAAUUAAUAUUGCAGCCCCAACUCAUAACCGAGUACUACCAGUUAAUAUGUCAGCUGCUACUCAUAACCGAGCACCAAGUCAAUUGCAUAACCCACCAUACAGAACAGAUAUGCUGAAUGACUUCAGAAAUUCACACCUUCAGCAAACUCUGAAUGCCCAUGCACACCAACCAAUGCAACCAUCAAAUGCUCAACGAUCUCACAUCCAACAAGGGGGUUCACAAGCUUAUGCAGCUGGAGCUACAGCAAGUAGCCAACAGGCCCGGGUUAUGGCUUCAUCACAUGUUGCCAGACAAGGAGAGCAAAGAGGACCACCAGUACAGGCAGUUUCUAGUACUGAUGAAUUGUUCAAUUCACAACCAGAUCAGAAUUGGCGUCCUACGCGAAUGCGUGGAAGUCUUUCAGGUCAGCAACUUACUGAAGAUGUUAGGCAGCGAUUGAUUAUGCCAUCAUCACAUCAAGUUCAAAGUUCAAGACCACAAGGUCCACAACCAGGCCGACCACUGGAUGCGCUCAUUGCUAACAAUCGAAAUGCUCAGAAUCCUUCGAGACCGUGAUAUAUUUGGAAGCUUUUACUUGCACAUGCUUGGAAGAUAGAUAUUAAAUAUUAGAGAGCUCAACAUCAUUGUCUUAUAUGCACUGGCUGUAAAUAUAAUCGGCAGUAGAUGGGGAAAACAUAAGGACAUGUUACAUUCAGGUAUUUUGAUAUAACUUGACAUUAACGUUUGUUAACCACGGAAUUGAAAGGGAAAGGAAAUCUUAUUUACACCUCAAUAUGGGGGAAUUGAUUUAUCAAGGUGAAGACAUAGCAAGUGAAAGCAGUUUAGGGGAAAAACGACAAUUACAGAGUCAUUGUGUGCCUAUAUAUGGCAUUGUAUAUUCAAUUAGAAAAUGGUUUAUUUGAACAAAUACGAACUGUAAUUUCAGCUUGUUUUCACCUAUUACCUAAUUUAUUAUAAUUUUAACGGUUAUUCUUUUUU
Molecule: messenger RNA, 3089 nt
Organism: Medicago truncatula (barrel medic)
Lineage: Eukaryota; Viridiplantae; Streptophyta; Magnoliopsida; Fabales; Fabaceae
Product: E4 SUMO-protein ligase PIAL2
Exons: 17
Coding region: 174-2666 (830 amino acids)
Biological process (GO): protein sumoylation
Cellular component (GO): chromatin
Molecular function (GO): SUMO ligase activity; zinc ion binding
Source: RefSeq, a predicted model, not a curated record